AUGAUCAUCUCCGAUUAUAAAGCAUUGCAUUGGUUAACAAAGGAUCUUACGUCAUCAUAUCAUAGGAAAAAUUUCCAAAAUUUAGUUAGGGAUCAAUUACCAUUUCUUCAAGAUAGAUCACCAACAAAUUGUUUAAAUAUUAAUGAACAUUUCUUGUUUUUCAAUCGUACAAGCAAAGAAUUAUCAAAGGACGGAUAUUUUAAAGAUAUAGCACCUGAUCAAUUGAUGCCAAAAUAUAAGGAUCAAACAUUUAAGAGAAGAUUGUGGGCUAAGGGGUCAAUCAUACAACAUGAACCACUUAAGAUAAAUCGUGAGUAUACAUGUUUGGAACAUGUUAAAAAUGUAAAAUCAUACAGAGGUGAUACUUUUGUUUCCAUAUAUCGUGAUAUUGUAGAUACAAAUCGACAAGUCAAAUUAUUAAGUGAAUUUAGAACAUUGGUAUACACAAAUUCAAUACCGAGACCCAAUAAUAUAAUUAAACAUAUAAAUAAUACCGAAGAUGAUACAAUUAUUGGUCAAUUCAAGUUCAAUGAGAUGGACAUUGUAAAAUAUAGUCAAUUAACAUUGAAUCCACAUAGAAUACAUUGGGAUAAGGUUCAUGCAGUUCAACACGAACUUUAUGAUAAUAUAAUAGCACAGGGACCAUUCAGUACCCAGGUUCUUACACUCUUUGCAGAAUCAUAUAUUGGUAAACCGAUUCAUAAUUUAAAUUAUAGAAAUUUAAAUUAUAUAUACCCGGGUACUACUGUAGAUAUAUGUCUUCGCAUUAACGAUAUCAACAACACUUAUCAAUUUUACAUGAGAGACUCUCAAAACUAUGAAAAAAUAUACCUAUUUCUUCAAGUAGUAUCUCCUUAG
Molecule: messenger RNA, 858 nt
Organism: Maudiozyma saulgeensis
Lineage: Eukaryota; Fungi; Ascomycota; Saccharomycetes; Saccharomycetales; Saccharomycetaceae
Source: the annotation of a GenBank genome assembly